This is a messenger RNA of Saccharomyces eubayanus, 774 nucleotides long. RefSeq names its product pyridoxal phosphate homeostasis protein. Gene Ontology annotation, molecular function: pyridoxal phosphate binding. Bases 1 to 774 code for a protein of 257 amino acids. Gene Ontology annotation, cellular component: intracellular anatomical structure. The transcript has a single exon. Lineage: Eukaryota; Fungi; Ascomycota; Saccharomycetes; Saccharomycetales; Saccharomycetaceae. The record is from RefSeq and is a predicted model, not a curated record.
AUGUCUACAAAUAUUGCUUAUGAUGAUGACAGAAAAACGGAAUUGAUUGCUCAAUAUGAGUCCAUUAGGAAAGAAGUGGAAACAGAAGCAAGAAAGGUUUGUGAUGAUAAAAGUGCCUCUAAGGUUUCUAUUUUAGCUGUUUCGAAGUUGAAACCGGCCAGUGAUAUAAAAAUCCUGUACGAUCAUGGUGUAAGAGACUUUGGGGAGAAUUACGUUCAAGAAUUGAUAGAAAAAUCAAGCUUAUUACCUGAUGAUAUUGACUGGCAUUUUGUCGGUGGUUUGCAAACAAAUAAAUGCAAAGAUUUAGCAAAAGUACCAAAUUUGCGCAUUGUUGAAACAGUCGACUCCUUGAAAAAAGCCAAGAAGCUAAAUGAGUCAAGGGCUAAAUUUCAACCUGAUUGUGACCCAAUAUUGUGUCAUGUUCAAAUUAAUACAUCGCAUGAAGAUCAAAAAUCAGGCCUAAGUGGCGAAACGGAAAUAUUCGAUGUGAUUUCUUUCUUUUUGUCUGACGAGUGCAAGCAUAUCAAACUGAACGGGUUAAUGACUAUUGGCUCAUGGAAUGUUUCCCAUGAAGAUGGUGAAGAAAACAAGGAUUUCACCACGCUGGUUAGUUGGAAGCAGAAAAUCGAUGCUAAAUUCGGAACAUCAUUGAAGUUGUCGAUGGGGAUGAGUGCUGAUUUUAAGCAGGCCAUAAAACAAGGAGCAUCAGAAGUUAGAAUUGGAACAGAAAUUUUUGGGGCAAGACCUCCAAAAAAUGAAGCAAGAAUCAUUUAA